AUGAAUAGUCUGGAUGACGUAGAAAGAGUUAAAACUAGAUCUUUGAAUGUAUGUGAAAGGAUUCUAGAUUUGAAGGUAAAACGAGUUUACUGUCAUAUAUCAAAAUAAAAGAAAACAUAGCUUAUCUAAACUGUACUGAAAUAAAAAUGCAAAAUUAAGAAGGUGAGAUAUUCUAAAAAAAAUUAGAUUGCAAAAGACCUGAAUAUCAAUUAUGCUACUGCAAAAACAAUACUACAUUGCUAUAAGAAAAAAUAAAUUAAUUUAGAUGCAGAAGCUGAAAUGAAAAGAGCAUGUUAUAGUAAAAUAAACAAAGACUCAAAAAUGUAUGUUCAAAUUAAAUAAGGAGAAAAUAUCAUAAAUCAAUAUGAGUAUUUUGAUGCAAUCAAUAGAAACUCUUGA
Molecule: messenger RNA, 399 nt
Organism: Paramecium sonneborni
Lineage: Eukaryota; Ciliophora; Oligohymenophorea; Peniculida; Parameciidae
Source: the annotation of a GenBank genome assembly